Messenger RNA from Phaeoacremonium minimum UCRPA7, 495 nucleotides. RefSeq lists its product as hypothetical. Lineage: Eukaryota; Fungi; Ascomycota; Sordariomycetes; Togniniales; Togniniaceae. The transcript has 2 exons. The record is from RefSeq and is a predicted model, not a curated record. Bases 1 to 495 code for a protein of 164 amino acids.
AUGGCGAAUACCAUCUGCCAAAUGCCUGAGUUCCGGGCGUUCAUCCUGGAGGUGGACAACGGCAUCUUCACGUCCUCGACCAGAGUGUUCAGCCACUGGAAUAUUGCAUCCAUGAAGCUUGCAGACGUCGAGACACUCGAGACAUACAUGACCACGACUCUCGACCGUCUCAGCCUCACCAACGAUACGAGACACGAGCUGCUGACCAUCUUCCUCGAGGCUCUGCACGAGCGAGUCUGCAUCAUCGACUGGGUCGUCCUGAACGGCGACCAAGACACCGACGAAGACUUCGCGGAGGUGGCGCUCAGCGACACAGACCGCCGGCUCCUCGAUUCUGUCGACAAGGACAACGACAACAGGGUCCUGGACGAGAAGACUCUUGCCAUUAUGAUCGACCUCGCCCUGAUGGCUGGCAGCAACGAGGAGGAGCCCGAGGAGCCCCACGAGGGCUGGGAUGAGGAUGAUACAGAGAGCAGCAUGGAGGACGACGAGUAG